Messenger RNA from Ceratosolen solmsi marchali, 675 nucleotides. Its product is annotated as mitochondrial import inner membrane translocase subunit Tim17-B. The record is from RefSeq and is a predicted model, not a curated record. NCBI's taxonomy places the organism in Eukaryota, Metazoa, Arthropoda, Insecta, Hymenoptera, Agaonidae. Gene Ontology annotation, cellular component: TIM23 mitochondrial import inner membrane translocase complex. The coding region runs from base 38 to 529 and encodes 163 amino acids. The transcript has 2 exons. Gene Ontology annotation, biological process: protein import into mitochondrial matrix. Gene Ontology annotation, molecular function: transmembrane protein transporter activity.
UCACUCUAUUUUCGAACAGUGUUUGUAGAAUAUUAAAAUGGAAGAAUACGCAAGAGAGCCUUGCCCUUGGCGAAUCGUUGACGAUUGCGGUGGCGCAUUUACAAUGGGUGCAGUAGGAGGAUCGGUUUUUCAAAGUAUAAAAGGCUUUCGUAAUGCACCUAGUGGAAUAAAUAAACGGUUUUUGGGAAGCUUAAUGGCAAUCAAAGAUAGAUCUCCAAUAAUUGCAGGAAGUUUUGCAAUUUGGGGGGGCAUGUUUUCAACAAUAGAUUGCACACUUGUUCAAUUUAGGAAAAAGGAAGACCCAUGGAAUUCGAUCAUCAGUGGUGCAGCAACUGGUGGUAUAUUAGCAGCAAGAAACGGAUUACCAGCGAUGGCUGGAAGUGCACUUAUCGGAGGAAUUUUAUUAGCACUUAUCGAAGGAGUUGGGAUUUUUAUUACCAGAUUUUCUGCCGAACAAUUUAAACCUCCAGCCCUUAUGAUUGACGAUCCUUCACAAUUAGGAGCACCUCCAGAAGCCAGUUCUUCAUAAAAUGAUUAUGUAUUUAAGAUUUUGACAGAUAUAUUUAAUUCCAGAAAGUGAUAGAAUGAGUAACAACCAUUGGAAGUACAUAUUGUUAGAAUGACAAAUAAAUAUGUAUAGUUUUUGAAGGACCGAAGUUCAUAAUCUUAGGUUAU